Molecule: messenger RNA, 2128 nt
Organism: Phycodurus eques (leafy seadragon)
Lineage: Eukaryota; Metazoa; Chordata; Actinopteri; Syngnathiformes; Syngnathidae
Product: insulin-like growth factor-binding protein complex acid labile subunit
Exons: 7
Coding region: 1-1323 (440 amino acids)
Cellular component (GO): plasma membrane
Molecular function (GO): protein binding
Source: RefSeq, a predicted model, not a curated record
AUGGCGUCCGCAAACCAAUGCAGAACGGUGCGCAUCAUCAUCAUCAUCAUUUGGUCUCUGCAACUGUCUGGUUCAGUCUUGCUGGAGUAUUUUCUGCAACAGGACGGCGUGAUUCUGCAGGGAAAGUGCCACAGUGCUGACUCGGAGAGUCGGCGAGGCGAAGCGCAGCAUGUAACCACCGUUCUUCCACUCCUCUACUCAUCCGAGAGUUCCCCCUCUCUCCAAGGAAGCAUGUGUCGCCCUCGUCCCGUCUUUCUUCUUCUCUUUCUCGCCUUUUGUUCACCUCCCUUCUUCUCCCCCCCUGCGGCGUGCUCACGGUUAUGUCCCCGCCGGUGCCUUUGUUACGAACACACCGACUUGGUGGACUGCCGUGACCGUGGGCUCGAACACGUUCCCAGGGGGCUCCCGCGCGGCACGUGGCUGCUGGAGCUGGGAGGAAACAAUCUGAGUGAAAUUUGCACCAGAGUCUUCACCGGGCUGCGGUCCUUACGGGUGCUCGCGCUGGCCGACAGCCGGAUACGGGCCCUUCGACCACAGGCAUUCUUCUCAUUGUCCUACCUGGAGAAGCUGGAUCUCAGCGGGAACCGGCUAACAAGUCUCCCCGCUGACUUUUCUGUGAGUCUGUCUGCUCUCAGGGAGCUGCGACUGGAGCACAACAACUUACAUCGUCUGUCUGCAUUCAGCUUUGAGCAUCUGGACAACAUUGAGAAACUGGACCUCAGUCAUAACCAUCUGGUGCUAGUGGGCCCCGGUGUGUUCAGGGGCCUUUCGAGGCUCAGGCAGCUCGACAUGCACAGCAACAGGCUGUCUACGGUGCAGCAAGGGAGCCUCGAUAUGCUGCCUGCACUGGAGGUGCUGCAGCUGAGUCACAACAACAUUUCUCAGAUAGACACGAAGGCUCUGGCUCCUCUCUACAGCCUGGCAGUUCUCGCUCUGGAGGGAAACAACCUGCGUCACUUGAAAUUCAAAACCUUCCUCAGUCUGCACACAACAGCGACGCACAUCCGGCUUGCAGGGAACCCUUGGAGCUGCGACUGCGAGCUGCACCGCGUCUUCAGCAAGAUCCUUCACGUUCGCCAUCUACACGUCGACGACUACCGCAACGUGACCUGUCGCCAGCCGCCGCAGCUGGCCGGGGCUUCGCUGGCUCGGGUAGACAGCCAGCUGUGCGUCGCGGAAACCGCCACAGUGCUCGUCAUCACCGUCACCGCGCUGGUCACGGUGGCGGCGGCCGUGGUAAUGGCAGAACGGAACAGGAAGAGGAACCGUGGCAAAAACUGGGACACUGAAUCCCAGAACCACACCAACGGUCCGCCAUCUUGAGAGCAGAGAGCGUUAGGGGCCAGACGCCAGAUCGGGCUGACAACGGACGUGUUUUCCUGUCCCUCUGCUUUUCCGUGCUCCCACGCUGUAGAAUGGAAGUGAUGUAUGUCGAUAUGCAAAAGCAGUACCACCCUAGUGACAAGCCGUCGGUUCAUUCUCUUAGCCACGUGUCCUAAUCGGGGUCUCGGGUCAGUUGGCGCCUGUUCCGGCUGGCUUCGGAGAAAGGCGGGCUACUGCUAAAAACUGUACUGUACAUCCGAUAUCCAUCACUGCUCCGUUGUACUUUGUGAAGCCUCUUAAAGCCGAUAGUCUACACCUCAAACACAUCUUUGUUUUGUUUUCCUGUUGUACAGUAAGGGAAAAGUAUUAAAACCUUAUCCAUCCACCCAUCGGUUUUCCGUGCGGCUUGUUCUCAUUGGGGUUGCGGGUGAGCAGCUGACCCUGGGGCGGACGCAGGGCUACAUGCUGCGCCCUGGACUUUCUUCUUCUCACUACACUGUUUACCUGAUGUAUCAAACUGGAUAUUUACACAGAAGUAUAGACCGCAGAAAGUCAGGAGGAAAUUUAAAAAGAUGAGAAAGUGACAAUCAUGAAGAAAUAAAGUAUCUGAUUCAGAAACGUUCUCUUUAAUAAUAUGGAUUAUCUUAGCAGUAAGAGUGGAAAAACAAGUUUGAAAAAAACCAAGUGCGAGUUCCGUAAAGCAUCACCUGGUUUGAAUGCUUGCAUAGUACUGCACUUACUGCACUGUAUGUAAAUGUAUGACUUUGAGGAAAGUCAGGAAAAAUUGUCGAAACAAAAUGAUUCU